This is a messenger RNA of Exophiala xenobiotica, 2758 nucleotides long. RefSeq lists its product as uncharacterized. NCBI's taxonomy places the organism in Eukaryota, Fungi, Ascomycota, Eurotiomycetes, Chaetothyriales, Herpotrichiellaceae. The transcript has 2 exons. Gene Ontology annotation, molecular function: cyclin-dependent protein serine/threonine kinase activity; ATP binding; RNA polymerase II CTD heptapeptide repeat kinase activity. Bases 67 to 1335 code for a protein of 422 amino acids. Gene Ontology annotation, cellular component: transcription factor TFIIH holo complex; nucleus; cytoplasm. The record is from RefSeq and is a predicted model, not a curated record. Gene Ontology annotation, biological process: protein phosphorylation; positive regulation of transcription by RNA polymerase II.
CUCACAUCCACAGCUUACCAGACACAGAGCCAUCCUCGGCGAAUUCCAGUCACAGUGAAGACCACAAUGGCGCCUUCGUCGAACGCAGCGUCACCGCUUAUGCCGCGGUCACCGUCAAAUAUCAACGCGAAUAUGUCACCAUCACGAGCCAAAUCAUUAGCGAUGAGGAAAUCCAUAUCUAAACCGCAUACUGCGCAUUCACAGCCUCCGCCCAGGCCACCUGCUGACUUCGAUAUGGCCGAACAAAUGAACGAAGAAAUCAGCAACAAGUAUGUCAAAGGCAAGAAAUUGGGUGAAGGAACCUAUGCUAUUGUCUAUAAGGGUCAUCUGAGGUCAGAUCCUCACAAGCUUGUAGCGAUCAAGAAAUUCAAAGUCGACCCUUCACAGCAGAGGGAAGGACUGAAUGUCGACACCAUCAGAGAAAUCAAGUACCUCCAAGAAAUCUCCCAUCCAAGCAUUGUCGCCUUGCUAGAUGUGUUCUCGUCAAAAGACCAGAAUAUCAAUAUGGUCAUCGAGUAUUUCCCCAAUGGCAACCUUGAAGAGCUGAUCCGCGAUAAAACUGUGAGUUACGGUGCUGCCGAUGUCAAAGCCUGGAUGGGCAUGCUGUGUCGAGCGAUAUACUACUGUCACUCCAACUUCAUAUUACACCGCGAUAUCAAGCCGAACAACCUACUCAUCGCAGCCGAUGGCGAAGUCAAAUUGGCCGAUUUCGGUCUCGCAAGGUCGUUCGGGGAUCCGAGAUAUCAGAUGACUUCAGCAGUGAUCACAUUAUGGUAUCGACCACCGGAGCUGCUCUUCGGUGCACGGCAGUACAGUGGUGCCGUGGAUAUCUGGAGCAUCGGCAUGGUCUUCGCGGAGCUGCUGAUUCGCCGACCGUAUGCAGCAGCCGACGUAGCAAAUCAGGAAGUGCUGGCCACUGGUGGCGGCACAGUCGCGCAACUCGAUAAGAUCUGUGAAGCCGUUGGAACACCGAGUGAGGAGAACUGGCCUGGCGUCUCAAAGCUCAGAGAUUACUUUGAGCUGGAGAAAAAGAUCCCAGUGAGGGACAAAUCGUUUUACACAGUCAUGUUCCCUACGGCAGGGUCCGUUGGUGUCGAUCUUCUUAUGGCCAUGUUGAAGCUCGACCCGCGAAAACGAGUGACUGCAAGAGGGGCUCUGGAGCAUGAAUGGUGGCAAGUCGAUCCGAGACCAACCGAUAAAGAAAAUCUGCCCAAGCAAGGUGGUGGCGCAUCGAAGAUGGCUGCUGCUGAGGCUGCUGCUCCUGGAGCUGUAGUCAACGAGAACAAGUUCAAGGGCGUCGCAAAGAAACUUGAUUUUGGUGCUGCAAGAAAGUGAACGACUGUCAACGAGACGCUAGGAACCUAGUCGGACCUUCCAAGUCAAAGAUGUUGACUCUGGCCUCAGCUUCGCGGUGGAGUCCACUGAAACCACAAAGGCUCUGAAUUCACAGUAUCCACCCAAUUACGAGCCCGGUGAAGCCAGUUCUCCUGGAUUUAUCCAAUCUUCAGCUAAGGCCACGAGUCUUCGGUGGCAGCCUUGCACCGUCGCAGCCGGUGGCUUGACCUAGUGUGUCCGUCAGGCGGGCCUAAUUCCACUCUCAGUCGACCAGCACCAAGUGAUCACUUCAUCAAUUUGCCGUCACUACCCAGCCAAUGACCUAGCCAUUCUACCUGCGGCUGCGCUCUCAAACCCCUCGAAACCCUGUCGAAGGCCCCAAAUAUCACUACAACACCCACCAUCGCACCUCCUCGUCAUAGAGUGCGUGGCCGCCGCCUACUCGGCCUGCUUCGCCACCGUCUUCGCUCGCUUCCAGCUUGAAUUUGACAUCAAACGUCGACGUUGGUCAGACAUCAGCACAACCGCAAGCAGCCAUAACCAAGUCUGUCGUUGUGCAUAAGCCAAACGUGGUCGAGAUUCCGGAAGGCGGUUACGAGACAGCGGGUGAUCUCGUUGCCGCCGUCGGGAAGAAGAAUACGGAACUUCUAGGUUCGCGUGAGCACCUAACCUACACCAUCUCGCAAGACUUGGCAGAAACUGUGUAGCCUGCCUCUCAGCCAGACCAGCAUAACGAUGGGAGAGUCUCGGUUCGAAUCUAUCCCUUUGACAAGCACAGACGAAGGGCGCCUGAAGACCCAAUAGGGACACAAUAGCUAUUGGCUUCAUCAUGGAACGAAUUUGCCGGCACAGUCGAAGUAUAAGAGACGUGGUUACCAUGGGGGUACUCGGGUCGGAGAGGGUCCUUCACAUAUCUUUUGCUCGUCCAUGGCCUUAGCCGUUCACAAUCUAUCACUCAAUGUCUGUCGAUCAUCACUCAGCCAGGCAUGCGGUAUACCUACCUGCCCCAUGCAGCAUGGUACACACGGUAGAGUACAUGUUGCCAAGCGCACCGGCCGUCUCGUGUGCCAGUCGUGACAGGAAGUUGUCGAAUAGCACCAAGUAAUAGUGCAACCCUGUGUGAGGAGAUGCGGAUAUCUACAUGGUUGUCUUUUCUUGACUGAUAGCUAUAUCUCGAGAGAAACUGUCGGGAGGCUGUUGGAAGUUGGUACAAUAGCCCAUAUCCCUUGCAUAUAUUGCAAACCUACCAGCAAUAUUGACUACCUAUCGUGGUAGGAUGUCUUUUCCUGGAUUCAACCAAGGCGUCAUGACUCGAAGUACAAGGAUAAUCGCAAGAUUAAGAUGGACUAAAUGGUCACGCGCGACACGAGAUUCGGGUGCUUUACACGGUACAGGUUGGGGGGCAGAGUCGAUGGACAUGGAU